Molecule: messenger RNA, 3303 nt
Organism: Rhagoletis zephyria (snowberry fruit fly)
Lineage: Eukaryota; Metazoa; Arthropoda; Insecta; Diptera; Tephritidae
Gene: dsb
Product: scavenger receptor class B member debris buster
Cellular component (GO): membrane; cytoplasm
Molecular function (GO): scavenger receptor activity
Source: RefSeq, a predicted model, not a curated record
AAUUUUUUAGUGCUAAAUCAUGGGGUUACAAAAACACUACCUCAGAUAUGGCCGCAGCGCGAGAGAUCACAUAUUGGGACUGGCGGGCGGAGGGCGUCGCAACACCAUCGUGAAAACUGCCGGCGACAACGGUCACAACAGCCACAGUGGCCAUGGAACACAUCGUCGGUCGGAUGGCGGGGGUGGAGGCGGAGGUGAACACGGUGGUAUGCCAAAUUUAACCAACCGCCCCACCCCGCUGUCCAUGCUGAUAUCACAAGGAGCUAAAAUCAAUAACCAUAGACUAGCUGUGAUAAUUAUUGGAAUAGUAACAUUAAUUUUAGGAAUAAUGCUAUCAACAAUACCAUGGCUUGAUUAUUUUAUAUUAAAGAAUUUAAGGCUAUGGAAUGAUACGUUAAGUUUUCAUUACUGGCAGAGGCCUGGUGUCAUACGAUUAACUAAAGUCUAUAUAUAUAAUGUCACAAAUCCAGAUGAAUUCCUGAAUGGGGAAAAGCCGAGCUUAACGGAAGUGGGGCCAUUCGUUUAUAGAGAAGACAUGCAGAAGGUGAAUGUACAUUUCUACGAUAAUCAAACAGUGUCAUAUCAGCACAAGAAAAUUCUACAAUUCGUUCCCGAAUUGAGCAUAGACAAGAAUACUCCGAUAGUCACACCUAAUAUUCCUUUAUUGACUCUUACUAGUCUCAGUCCAAAACUUGGUUACCUGCUCUCAAAGACCAUUUCUGUGGUGCUAACAGCAGCCAAGUUCAAGCCUUUCAUCAAUGUGACCGCCGAUCAGUUGGUAUUUGGCUAUGAUGACGCGCUCGUUAGCCUUGCGCAUCGAUUUUAUCCAAAACAUUUGCGUCCAAUGGAGCGUAUGGGACUGCUCAUUGCGCGCAAUGGCACACUAACCGAAGUCUCAACAAUCAAAACUGGACACCAUGGCAUGGAAGAAUUCGGUUAUAUAGAUCGCCUCAAUGGACUCGAUCACUUACCGCACUGGCACAAUCCACCCUGCAAUCGUAUAGCCGCCUCGGAAGGUUCCUUCUUUCCACCGCGCGACAUAACAAAAUCGGAUAUGGUGUACCUCUACGACAAGGAUUUGUGCCGCGUCAUACCUUUGCAGUACCAAAGAGGCGUACAAAAAGAUGGCAUCGGCGCUGAUCUGUACAUCUUGCCGGAUAAUUCUUACGGCGAUUCAUCGACCAACCCGGAAAACGAAUGCUUCAAUCCAAGUGACUACGAGGCGAAGAAGGGUCUACAAAAUAUCAGCCCCUGCCAAUACGGCGCGCCUGUCUAUAUAUCCAAUCCACAUUUUUACCAAGCCGAUGAGUCGUUGCUGGACUCGGUAGUGGGACUCAAACCGAAUAAGAGCGUACAUGAAACAUACUUCAAAAUUCAAUCGAAAUUGGGUGUUCCACUCGAAGGCAAAGUACGCAUUCAACUCAAUCUCAAGGUGACACGAGCGAAAGAUGUGUAUCCGGUUAAGGAUUUUCGGGACUUUGUGUUUCCCAUCAUGUGGCUAGAAGAAGGCAUCUCCGAGCUAACGCCUGCCAUCCGUCGGUGGAUCUACUUGGCCACCGUAUUCGCGCCCAUCAUCAUACCGAUCUCCUCGUAUCUGAUGAUCUUUGGCGGUGCGUUCGCCAUUGUGUUUAUCUUCGUGCGUGCCUACCAAAACUUCGUGUUCGCGCGCGAUCCCACCCUGGAGAUUCUGGAAAUGGGUCGCCGUUCAUUGCGGCGCGGCAGCAGCUUUAUUGCGCAGCAUCAGCACAAAUUCAUGCAUCGCGACAGCUAUACGCUGCUGAAGACGGUGCCGGGAGACUUGUUGGACGACACAGAGGAUGCGAUACCGAUCAUGACGAAUAAUAGUUCAUAGUAUUCGCCAGCAACUGAAGUGAAAUUGAACGAUCCAUCAAUCGAGUCUCAUACACACACACAUAGUAUGUACAUACAUACGUUUGAGUGAUCGUCUUUCGAAUUUAGUUGUUAAUUUCGUAGUUUUUUUUAAGUCAAGUGUGAGAAUUAUUUAUGAAUGAGAAUUAUGAUAUGUAUGUAUGUAUGUAUGUAUUUUGAGGAGCGUGUGUGUCGUAUAUUUAAAUAAGGAAAUGGCGUACAACGAAGAUGAUAACAACAACAACAAAAACAAGAACAUGUGAUUUAAGUUAUUACUUCGUAGGAGUUUCUAGUUUAGUGUAGUGACUUUGAGUUGAAUUUUUAAAAUACUUUUUGUUGGAUGAGCUGUUUGUUUGGUUCUCUCUUUGUGUGUGACUCUUUGUGAGCGUGAGUCUGCAGCCUUUAGUGCGUUUUAGCUCUAAUUUUUCAACAAUUUCAUAUUUAGUUAAGAACUUGAAGUUGGUAUUGUAUGUACACAACUACAUAUACAUACAUAUAGUGCGGUGUUUAGCUUUUCUUUUCGUCUUUUUCUUCCUUUACGUAUACCUACUCUACUUAUGCAUAUACUAAGCGACUUUCCAGGGUUAGUGGUAAACAUAGUUGAGCUUAAGUGCGCAAAUAUUCACAUACAGACAAACGAACCGCAACGCAACGAUUUCAGCGCACUUGCAUACGGACAGACAGACAAACAGACAGCGUACUGUUAAGAAUUAAUAAAACAUAUUUUUGGUAAUAAAUGGAAAUGGAAUUUGUACAAAUUUUAAUCAAAGAAUAUGAAAUAGACUCAAUAAAUUUAAAAGAUGUGACAAAAAUUUUGGACUAAACCUUGCGAAAUUCUAGCUCAUCAUACACAUAUAGUACAAUAGUUUGUAAAAAUUUUUGACUUUUGGAAAAUUAUGAAACACAAGUUGCUGCGACAAAACCAAAAUGUACUGUUAUUGUCCAAAAACCAAAUUCAACUACUUUUAAAUUUUUGUACAUACAUACGUGUACUAGAUAUUUAAAUAUAUACAGAUAUUUAUAUAUAUAAUUGUAUAUGUAGUAUCAUAAGUACUAACACAUACACACACAUAAUAUACAUAAUCUGAAAUUCUAUUUUUGUAUGUGCGGGGAUCUUCCAUUACUCUUACAUUUAGACUUAACUAGUUGUUAAUUUGAUUAGUUUUAAAUACAUUUUGUUGUAAGAUGGAAAAUAUAUUUUUAAAAGCUUAUUUUUCAAAUUUAUUUCACUAGUCAUUUUUACGACACAAAAAUGAGAGCAGAUUAUUAUUCAUAAGCAGUUUUAAGUGUUUAGAUGAUUUUUUAAAGUUUUAUACAAAAAUAUUAUAUGUGUGAUACAUAUUUUAUGCAUAGUCAAUUGAAUUUAAACUUAAGCAAAGUAUUGAGGAAUAACGUCGAAAUGCAAUAUUUGUGAAACGAAUUUUUUUGUUUUAG